CGUUAAUGCUGUGUGUCCGCGGUGUAUCGCCGUCGUAUAGGUGUGACUGUGUUUAGUAAUGUAAAGUGUCCACGUUAUCAUGCCCUGUGUGGGUUCAUCAUCUCGUUUCCUGAUACUGUACGGGUCGCAGAAAGGUCAAGCUCAGUCCAUAGCCGAGCAGCUUGCCGAUCAGGCCGCCGAGCAUGGCUUUGAGGCAGAGAUCCGCUGCUUGAGUGAUGGGGACAAGUAUGACUUGGAGAAAGAACACAGCCCUGUGGUUUUUGUUGUUUCCACUACGGGAUAUGGUGAACCCCCAGACACGGCGCUGAAGUUUGUGAGGGGAAUCAAGAAGAAAUCUUUGGGGCGUGAUCACUUCUCUCAUCUGAACUAUGCACUGUUAGCUUUAGGAGACACCAACUAUACAGAUUUCUGCAACUGUGGCAAAACCAUCGACAGCCGUCUCCAGGAUCUGGGUGCAAAUCAUUUCUAUGCAACUGGCCUUGCUGAUGAUGGUACAGGGCUGGAAGUAGUGGUAGACCCGUGGAUCGACGGACUUUGGGACGCCUUAAAGACCAUAUUUGCCAAAAUGUCUGCUUCUGAUCUCAUUAGUGACAUUUCUCUGAGCAAUGAUCAUCAAUCAGUGGCUGUCCAGAAGAAACUUGAGUCGUCUGUACAAGGCCUUGAGCUGCUGGAUAUCAGUGGCGCAGACGAAGGAAAAUCCAAAGCGGAAUCUGAAACCGAAAGCCAGGAUGCAGAAACUCCUUUGGAGGCGUCCUUGAAUCGAUCCAUAGCUCCGCUUUCUCAAUCUUCGCUCAACGUCCCUGCACUUCCCCCAUCUUUUAUAGAGGUUGUUUUGGGAGAUGUGCCUACUGAAGAGGAGGAGGUUCACGUCAUUGCGCGAGGCUUUCACAAAGUACCGAUUUCAGGAGCAUCCUGUUUAACUCGAGAUGAUGCUGUGAAACGUGUCAUUAUGCUGGAGCUCAACAUCCAGGAUGAAAAGAUUUCUUAUCAGCCAGGAGAUGCAUUUGACCUCCUCUGUCCAAACAGAGAGACGGAAGUGGAGGAUUUGCUGCACAGACUGGGGCUACAUGACAAAAAGGAUCAUACUGUUCAUCUGCAGCUGCUCCAAAACACUAAAAAGAAGGGAGCUCGAGUUCCUCCCUACAUCCCAGAAAAGUGUACUCUACAUUAUCUCCUGACCUGGUGCUUGGAGAUAAGGAGUAUACCCAAAAAGGCUUUUUUGCGAUCUCUCGUGGACUGCACGCAGGAAACUCUGCAGAAGAGACGGCUACAGGAGUUGUGUAGCCGCGAGGGAGCUGCGGAUUAUGACCGGUUUGUGAGAAACGCCAACGUGUGUAUACUGGACUUUCUGCGCGCUUUCCCAUCCUGCACACCUCCUCUCAGCCUCCUCAUCGAGCAUUUACCGAAGCUGCAGCCGAGAGCGUACUCAGCCGCAAGCUCGAGUUUGUGCCACCCUGGAAAGGUCCACAUUGUGUUCAGCGUCGUGAGGUUUCCAGCAUGUGCUGAGCAUCCAGAGAGGACGGGACUGUGUACGGGAUGGCUAGCGGAUCACGUGUCUACCAUCAUCGAACCGUACGGGACAAAACGGUCUUCACCAGAGAGUGCAGAUAGUGCAGCCUUGCCCAAGGUCCAUGUGUCUCCUCGUGUAAACAACAUCUUCCACUUGCCUUCUGACCCCACAGUUCCCAUGGUGAUGGUAGGACCAGGAUCAGGUGUUGCACCCUUCAUAGGCUUCCUUCAGCAAAGGGAAAAGGAGCGAGAGGGAAAUCAGGACAGCACUUUUUGUGAGACUUGGCUCUUCUUCGGCUGCAGGCAUAAAGACAAAGACUUCAUUUUUAAAGACGAGUUGGAGAGGUUUGUGGAGAACGGAACACUGAGCCAUCUGAAAGUGUGCUUCUCUCGAGCUGAGCCGAACAGAAACAGUUCAGAGUCCUACCCCAAAUACGUCCAGCAUAACCUACUCCUUCAUGCCGAGCACAUCGCCCGAAUUCUUCUCAAAGAAAAGGGCUGUCUCUACGUCUGUGGGGAUGCUAAGAACAUGGCAAAAGAUGUAAACGAUACUCUAAUGGAAAUCAUAGGCAAAGAGCUUCAGCUGGAUAAACUGGAGUCUAUGAAAAUGAUGGCGAAACUGCGAGAGGAGAAACGAUACCUGCAGGAUAUAUGGAGCUAAUGAGAGAACUUCCUCUAACCCCUCGUGCUUGUGAUCUCAUUGCAUUAGCCUAUAGAAUAUAUUUUAAUUAUGUUUGUUAAGCAUAUUAACAUUAUAGAGGAUUUUAACUACACUAUCCAAUCAACCACAACAGACUGGAAAAGGGCUAGAACUGAAGUUUGCUAACAGGGCAAUCCCUUAACACAAUUAGCAUGACUAAGGAUUUUGUCAUGUUGAUAUUAUGUAUUACAAUCGUACAAGUCUCUUUUCAUAGCUUUUCAAUAUGUUUUCAUCUCAGGUGCACAAAAUGCUUUCCAAAAACUGCUAUUUAGGCAGCCUCUGUUCAAGGGGACACUGAUACUGUGAACCGUUCAUGGUAUUUUAUAAAUAUUAUAUUGUAGAUCAGACAGAUCAGCUUGUAUCAAUUUAUACAUUUAAAUGACUCAGUGAUGUUUUCUGAUUUAAGAUUUAUAGGUCAGAAAAUCUAGCAUACGUGAAUGUAAUGAAUCAGAUAUUGACAGAUGUAUUCCAGAUGUGUAGAACAAGCUUUAACAGGACAGACUGUGGGAAUAUCAUCAGAUUCCAUCUGUUUUUUUUUUUUUUUUUUUUUUUUUAAUAUUCAGAUUUUGUUUUUAGUUAAUGCAUAGCUCAGAGUCAGCUGUGAAUUCUUUCAAUAUAUACUCUAUUUUAAAAUGCCUUUCAAUGCUGCAGUGAUCUUUGUGUCUAUUGCAAGGUUCACUUUUUUAGUCAUGUUUAAAUAAAUACUGUACAUGAUUGAAGUGUCAGGGUGUUUUUAUUAUUUCUUUUAAUAAAUGAAUGAAUAAG
Messenger RNA from Clarias gariepinus (North African catfish), 2974 nucleotides. It is a transcript of the gene mtrr, whose product is annotated as 5-methyltetrahydrofolate-homocysteine methyltransferase reductase. Gene Ontology annotation, molecular function: [methionine synthase] reductase (NADPH) activity; FMN binding; flavin adenine dinucleotide binding. NCBI's taxonomy places the organism in Eukaryota, Metazoa, Chordata, Actinopteri, Siluriformes, Clariidae. The transcript is spliced from 15 exons. Gene Ontology annotation, cellular component: cytosol. The record is from RefSeq and is a predicted model, not a curated record. Gene Ontology annotation, biological process: homocysteine metabolic process. The coding region runs from base 80 to 2170 and encodes 696 amino acids.